This is a messenger RNA of Marasmius oreades (fairy-ring Marasmius), 1473 nucleotides long. RefSeq lists its product as uncharacterized. The coding region runs from base 309 to 1382 and encodes 357 amino acids. NCBI's taxonomy places the organism in Eukaryota, Fungi, Basidiomycota, Agaricomycetes, Agaricales, Marasmiaceae. Gene Ontology annotation, cellular component: extracellular region. Gene Ontology annotation, biological process: carbohydrate metabolic process. The record is from RefSeq and is a predicted model, not a curated record. The transcript has 13 exons. Gene Ontology annotation, molecular function: hydrolase activity, acting on ester bonds; cellulose binding.
AGCAGGACCGCGACGCGCCGAAGCGCAUCCGUGCUGUAUACGAUUACAGCUUCAAGUUCUGGAGGCUUCUCUAACCAUGUGAAACCUCAAACCGGAAUAUCAAUAUCAUGGGCGUUUCAACUCCGGGAGAUCAUCGGCUCGGGUGUAUCAGAGAAGACAUUGAAAAACUUCGACGGUCGACUAUUGGUGUCUUUGAGUCAUAUGUUCGACUCUUUCCAUCCGACAAUUCUCAUUUCACCCAUGUGCAUCACAGCUCGAGCCUUUAAGAAAAGUUAUUUGGGAUUCCCGAAUGACCAAGUAUCCCCUCGAUGAAAAUGUCGUUAUCUCUUCUAAUGGUUUUCGGCCUUGGCGUAGUGCCAACCGUUAUUGCUCAAGCUCAGCCAGUCUGGGGCCAGUGCGGUGGAAUUGGAUGGGUUGGAUCGACUGCUUGCACUUCCGGAACCACCUGUACUACUCUAAAUGCCUAUUUCAGCCAAUGUAUCCCAUCGGGCACAGGUCCCACCUCAUCGACAACAUCCUCCGGUUCUACACCCACUUCCCCAACUGCUUCCGCCAAUUUCUGGUUUAGCUUUGGUGACUCCUACACGGCGACGGCGUUCAACCCAUCUGGGAAACCGCCACAGGUCGGUAAUCCUAUGGGUAAUCCUACAUACCCUGGAGGUACGGUGGACGGUGGGCCUAAUUGGAUAGACUAUAUGACUGUUGAACGCAACAAUUCAUUGGUUCUCACUUGGAACUAUGCGUACGGUGGGGCGACGAUUGACGCGACGUUGGCUCCUCCGUACUCGCCAACAGUUUUGUCGCUGACGGACCAGAUUAACCAAUUUCUCAAUGGCACUGCAAAGAAACCUACUGGAGCCCCCUGGACUAGUCAGAACUCACUCGUCUCGUUCUGGAUUGGUAUCAAUGAUCUCUCGUGGAGUUGGUGGCAGCAGGAAGAUCGCCUCGCAUAUAAUGACAAGCUUCUAGACGCCUACUUCGCCCUUGUUAUGAAGACGUACAACGUCGGUGCUCGAAACUUCCUUUUUAACACUGUUCCACCAUUCGAACGUUCUCCAUACUUCAUUGGCAUCGAUACCAACCACCAAGGUGCUCCGAUAUUGAACGGUGUCAUCGUUGAUUACAACUCGAAACUGAAAACCAGAGUGCGCAACCUAUCUACCAACCUCACAGGGGUGAAAACGUGGAUCUGGGAUUCGAAUUCGACCUUUACUCCCAUUCUCAAUGAUCCCAAGGCAUAUGGUUUCAGGGAUGCGACGACUUACGGGGCUGGAACGGACCUUUUCUGGGGGAAUGACAAUCAGGGUUUGCAUCCGUCCAGUACGGCUCAUAAAUUCCUUGCUCAGGAUGUCGCAAAUGUUUUGGCGGGCACUGUUUGGUGAAGUGAAAGUUAUCAUAAUUAAUAAUUGAGAUUCGUAGGUUCUUGUAGGGAAAGUCGUGGUAGAUGAAAUUACUCCGCCUCUACAUUCGCAG